This is a messenger RNA of Trichoplax adhaerens, 1020 nucleotides long. RefSeq lists its product as uncharacterized. Lineage: Eukaryota; Metazoa; Placozoa; Uniplacotomia; Trichoplacea; Trichoplacidae. The record is from RefSeq and is a predicted model, not a curated record. The coding region runs from base 1 to 1020 and encodes 339 amino acids. Gene Ontology annotation, molecular function: protein binding. The transcript has 10 exons.
AUGGGCUUACGAGUUAUAGUCAUGCAGUAUGUAUUUGACACACAGUUAGCAUACGAACAGCAUACUGAAGGCCAUAAAGAGCAGGUAAAGCCGACGAGCAAGUACAGUGUAGAAGAUUUACUGGAAAGGGCUACCCAAUGUCUGGAGCAAUUUCAGUUCGAAUUAGCAUGUAAGUUCUGUGAGCGUGCAUUGGAAUCGCAACCUCAGAGUCUGCAGGCUUUAGAAACUUAUGCGCCUAUUUUACUGGAAUUAGGAGAUGUAGAGAAAGCUCACGAUUGUUUUCAGCAACUGAUUAAAUUGUCUCCUGAUACUGGCCAUGAAAAGUACAUGUAUUUAGGCCAGAUGUGUGGCGGAGCUGACGCAGUGGGCUACUUCAAGAAAGGAAUCGAUAUUUUAAAAGUGGAGUUACAACAAAGUAGUUCAGGGGCAUCCAGCGUCAAUCAGUUAAAUCACUCACGGGAAAUUUCUAGAGCUUAUUGCUCUUUGGCUGAGAUAUACCUUACAGACUGCUGCUUUGAUGACAAUGCUGCGGAACUGUGUGAGAGUUAUUGUCGUAGCGCCAUUGAAUAUGAUACUAAGAAUGCAGAAGCUUACCAACUUCUGGCAAGUUGUCUUCUAAGUCAAGACCAAACCGAUAACGCUAAAGAAUACAUGCAAAAGAGCAUAGCUUUAUGGCUGCCCGCUUGUAAGGAUAUUGAGAACGAUAAUGAAGAUAUUGAGCAAGCUGGUGAAAUCUUAGAUAGAUUAUUACAAGAAGACGAUGAAGUAGUCCAGGUUUGGUACCUACUAGGAUGGUUACAUUAUUUAGAAAAUGACACUGUAGCUGCUAGACAACAUCUAGAAAUGGCUCAGAAGCUCAGCGAAAAGUUUCAGUGCGACGAUAGUAAGGUGAAUGAACAUAUUCAAGAACUUUUACAAGAGAUACCAGAUCAUGACGUUGUAGCAGACCGCGACUUAGAAAGUGAAGAUGAUGAACAUCCAAUGGAAAUGGAUGAUUCACCAGUUGGUGAUACUGCGUAG